Phanerochaete carnosa HHB-10118-sp is the source of this 2575-nucleotide messenger RNA. RefSeq lists its product as uncharacterized. The record is from RefSeq and is a predicted model, not a curated record. Lineage: Eukaryota; Fungi; Basidiomycota; Agaricomycetes; Polyporales; Phanerochaetaceae. The transcript has 3 exons. Gene Ontology annotation, molecular function: indole-3-glycerol-phosphate synthase activity; anthranilate synthase activity; phosphoribosylanthranilate isomerase activity. Gene Ontology annotation, biological process: L-tryptophan biosynthetic process. The coding region runs from base 101 to 2473 and encodes 790 amino acids.
CGCCAGACAGGUGGAAGAUUUGCUCGUUUCAAAUAUAUAGCUCGUACUGCGCAGACAUUCCUGAAGGCCACAGAUCAUUUCCCCCUUGUUUCUUGCCGCUAUGUCUCUCCCACCACACCUCUGCGUCCCCAUCGACAUCCUCGUGAUUGAUAAUUUUGAUUCCUUCACCUGGAAUCUCUACCAGUCGCUUUGCCUUCUGGGUGCCGAUGUCACAGUAAUCAGAAACGAUGCUAUUCCCGCCUCUGCCAUUCCUCAGCUUCGCAUGAAGCGUCUCAUAGUCUCUCCGGGGCCCGGUCACCCUCACUCAGACUCUGGUAUCUCGCGCGAGGUGAUCAAGUAUUUCGCGGGAAAGAUCCCGAUUAUGGGUGUCUGCAUGGGUCUUGAAUGCAUUGUAGAUGUUUUUGGAGGAGAGAUUGCCUACGCCGGAGAGAUCAUGCACGGCAAAGUUAGCGGGAUCCGCCAUGACGGCCGUGGAUGCUUUAAGGGCAUCCCGCAAGGCAUCCAAUCCACGCGUUACCACUCUCUGAGCGCGAGUAUCAAGACCCUUCCCGACGAGCUCGCUGUCACCGCUGUCACCGAGCAGAGCGGAGUCAUCAUGGGUGUCCGCCACCGAAAAUACACCGUAGAAGCUGUCCAAUAUCACCCCGAGAGUAUCCUCUCAGAGUCUGGAGACGAUCUCCUGCGAAAUUUUAUGAAACUCCAGGGCGGCACGUGGGAGGAGAACGCUGAGUUCCGAGUCUUGGAUUCGUCGCUUCCUCCCUUUGAAGCCGGCGUUCUGCCACCAGCACCUACGUCUGCGAAGGUUCCUACCAUCCUUGAGAAGAUUUGUGCACAGCGCCAGAAAGAUAUCGAGCAGGCGAAGGUGGCCCCGGGAAUCAAGCCUGAGGAUCUGAAGACCCUUCUAUCGAUGAAGUUGUCGCCUCCGCAGAUCUCCUUCCCCAACCGACUCAGGGCCGCUGAAGUCAAGCCCGCCCUGAUGGCGGAGGUCAAGCGAGCUAGCCCGUCCAAGGGCCCGAUCGCUAUGAACGCGAAUGCCGCACAGCAGGCUCUCACGUAUGCGCUUGCUGGCGCGUCGGUCAUCUCGGUCCUCACGGAGCCCAGUUGGUUCAAGGGAUCCCUCUUAGAUAUGAGGCUCGCACGCCAGGCCAUCGAUAGUCUGCCCAACCGCCCUGCCAUUCUCCGUAAGGACUUCAUCAUCGACGAGUAUCAAAUCGACGAAGCUCGCCUUCAUGGCGCAGACACAAUCCUACUCAUCGUUGCCACCCUCACUGAGAAGCGUCUUGAGGAAUUGUACGCCUACUCUCAGUCACUCGGCAUGGAGCCUCUUGUCGAGGUCAACAAUGCUAAGGAGAUGGAGAUCGCGCUCAAGCUUGGUUCCAAGGUCAUCGGCGUCAACAACCGGAAUUUGCAUGACUUUAAUGUCGACAUGGGCACGACCACGCGCCUCGCUGAGAUGGUUCGCGAGCGCGACGUCAUCCUCUGCGCGCUCAGUGGUAUCAAGGACUCGAAGGACGUUAAAAUGUACGUUGAGCAGAGUGUUGGCGCCGUUCUCGUCGGCGAGUCGCUCAUGCGGGCAUCCGACACCCGCGCUUUUAUUCGCCAGCUGCUCAGCAUUCCCGAACCCGAGGCAGAGGGCAGAGGCAAGGAGACUGCUCCCCUCGUUAAAAUCUGUGGUAUCCGUACGGAGGAAGAAGCCCUCGCUGCGGCGGAGGCCGGUGCGGACAUGCUCGGCCUUAUGUUCGUACCUAAGAGCAAGCGUUACGUCUCGCUUGAGAAAGCACAGCAGAUCGCGUCUGCUAUCCACUCGCGCCGGCUCUCCAAGCCUGUCAUAACGUCGGAUGAAAGACUAGAGAACGAACCUUGGUUCACUGCGCACGCCAACCGGCUCCGGGCAGCCUUGGCCGGUGAGUCGCCUGCCCGUCCCUUACUGGUCGGCGUCUUCCAGAACCAGCCGCUCUCGGUCAUCCUCGACGCUGUCGCCUCCGCGAAGCUCGACCUCGUUCAGCUGCACGGCUCCGAGCCCGCCGAGCUCUCGAAGCACAUCCCGGUGCCCGUCAUCCGCGCGUUCCAUGUGGGCGCGGACGGCCGCGGGCUAGACGACCUCGCGCGACCGGGCCUCAACAGUUUCGUGCUGCUUGAUGCGGUGCUCCCCGGCAGCGCGAACGGCCUCAGCGGCGGCACGGGCACGAAGAUCGACUGGGAGCUUGCGCAGAGUGUCGUCCGCAAGGGCGAGAUCGGUGCCGCGAGGUCUGCGCAGGAUAACGGGCCCGCACUGGGCCUGCACAACGGCGAGGCGUUGUACCCGAUGCCGGUCAUCCUUGCCGGAGGGCUCACCCCGGAGAAUGUCGCGGAGGCGGUCGACGUUGUCGCACCCUGGGCGGUGGAUGUGAGCGGUGGUGUCGAACUCGGGGAUGGGUCGGGCAAGGACCUCGAGAAGGUUCGGGCUUUUGUCAAGGCUGCCAAAAAGCUUUGAAGGGUGCGUAACUUGUUGUAAGGUGUAUCUAUUUCACACUGUAGAUUUUAAGAUGUAAAAAUGACGGUACGGUCUCUACUAAAACUGUGAAGUUGGUUCGCA